This is a messenger RNA of Didymodactylos carnosus, 330 nucleotides long. The record is from the annotation of a GenBank genome assembly. NCBI's taxonomy places the organism in Eukaryota, Metazoa, Rotifera, Eurotatoria, Philodinida, Philodinidae.
AUGACGUUCUUGCGAAAGAAAGCUGGUGUAUCUCAUUUUUUACAAACAAAUAUCACUCAGUUGGAAGAAACAGUUGAACAAACGUUUGUAAUAUCGUCAAAACUACCUCGAUAUAUGCCAACAUCAUCACCAGGUUUAGAAGCAACAACAACAACAACAACAACAACAGAAUAUAUUCAUAAUGAAAUAGACUAUGAUACAAAUAAUAGUAUCGUGUCUCGUAAAGAUGUCAUAUUAGAUAGUUAUACAGAGAAAGGUAGUCUUGUUGAUUACAUUGAUAUUCUCUACUGCAAUGAUAGUAGACUAGAUACUACAAAAGCAAAAUUUUAG